This is a messenger RNA of Aegilops tauschii subsp. strangulata, 2285 nucleotides long. RefSeq names its product polygalacturonase-like. Gene Ontology annotation, biological process: carbohydrate metabolic process. The record is from RefSeq and is a predicted model, not a curated record. Lineage: Eukaryota; Viridiplantae; Streptophyta; Magnoliopsida; Poales; Poaceae. Gene Ontology annotation, molecular function: polygalacturonase activity.
GUCAAAGCGGCAAACUGCAGCUGGUUUAUCCUCGCGUUUACCGUUGUGUUGCAGGACACGGACACCUUUUUUGAUGGCGUUUUGCCGUGACGUAAUUAAACACUCAAAUCCACGAUUAGCAACGUACCCCCGUCAAUCUCAAUCCGCAGCUGCAUAUUAAUGCCAUGAACGCAGGGUGGCAAUACCAUAACUACCUACCUGAUCGAAUAAUCAUCAUCAUAAACUCAGGGAGAUAUCGCCGAAACAAAAGGCCGAGAGGAUGAGCGGCCGUAGGCUGUCGCUACUACUGGUCGCGUUGACGGCAUUGGUGGCGUUGACGGCGGUGAAGGCGGAGUACAAUGUCGUGGACUACGGCGCGAGGCCUGAUGGCGGGGCGGACUCGGCGGGGGCGUUCCAGGCCGCGUGGGGCGCAGCGUGCAACGACACGGGAAGCUCCGGCUCCCGGCCGGUGCUGCGCGUGCCGACGGGCAGGUUCCUGCUCAGCCGGGCUUACUUCAAGGGCCCCUGCCGGAGCGCCGGCGUGGUUGUGGCCAUCGACCGCAACGGCACCGUAUUCUCACCGCCGACCGUGGACAGCAGGGCGUGGAUCAUGUUCCACCACGCCGACGGUCUGGCGCUCCGUGGUGGGACGUUGGACGGGCAGGGGCAGGAGUAUUGGGCGUGCAAGAAGUCCGGCAGGUGCACCGGGCAGGGCCCCACGACGCUGGACAUUAGCCAGUCCAAGGGCGUGAGCGUGAAGCAGCUAACGUUGCUCGACAGCAAGAACGUUCACAUGGCCAUCUUCGACUCCACCGGCGUGACGGUCCAGGGUGUCAGGAUGGUCGCUCCGGCCAACAGCCCCAACACCGACGGCAUCCACGCCCAGCUCUCCCGCCACGUGAGCAUCCUCAACACCACGAUCAGCACCGGCGACGACUGCGUCUCCCUGGGGCCCGGCUCCUCCGACGUGCUCAUCAGGGACAUCAAGUGCGGCCCGGGCCACGGCAUCAGCAUCGGGAGCAUGGGAGGGCAGGCCGGCGAGCAGGGGGUGAGGAACGUGACCGUGGAGAGGGCGGUGCUGACGGGCACGACGAACGGCCUGCGGAUCAAGACGUGGGGGAUGCCCAACCCUGGCUCCGUCACGGGUGUCUCCUUCUCGCAGGUCACGAUGCAGCGCGUGGCGAACCCCAUCCUCGUGGACCAGAACUACUGCCCCCGCAGCCGCAAAGUCGAAUGCCCGGGCAAGAGCUCGGGGGUGCAGAUCAGCGACGUGUCGUACGAGGACAUUGAGGGCACGUCCAAGACGCCCGUGGCGGUGAAGUUCGACUGCAGCGACACCAACCCCUGCAGCGGGAUCAGGCUCAAGAACAUUAGGCUGACGUACCGGCACAGGCGGCCGGCGCAGGCCAAGUGCCGCAACGCUGCCGGGUCCGCGUCCGGAGAGGUCACGCCGCCGAGCUGCUUCUGAGGACCGAGCCGUCGGAGUUCGCCGUCAUCUCCUUAAUUCAUUGGUUUCUGUAAAUACUUCUCUUGCUUGAUUGGUUCGUGAACUACUACUAACACCUUGCACAGUUGCGGGAGUGUGCCAAGUGCUACCAAAUCCAAGUAAUCAUUGCUUGGUGUAUCUCAAAGCGAUCCUUACAUGUAGCCCAAUGUGGUGCUUAGUAAUUUUAGCGGAUUUGCUCAUUCUCAAUUGAUUGAGAAAUAGUUAAACCACAAUGAACGGCAUCAAUUUUACGUGGUUGUUCUUGUAGAUUUUAUUUUGAAUUUCUGUUUGUUUUUCGAGAUAUCGAAUCUUCGUGUAAAAUCAUAUGGUUAUAGUUUGUAAGCGUAGAGGGACGGCGGAAGCGACUGAAAUAGCGCGCUAGUUCUUCUAAUGCAUUUCACAAAUACCUUGUGUGCAUGCAGAAAUCUGAAACAUAUAAUAAAAUCCACAAACACCAAGCUAUAUAAUGUUCACCAUAACAAUAUACACGAGAGAUCAGCUCACAACAACAUGAAUACCCCAACAAAAGCGUCAAUGUAUCAAAAAAAAAUAUCAUGUAUGUCAUGCCUCCAGUAUCAACCCAAUCAAACUAUACUUGAGCAACGGGUCCGAAUAGCAAGCAAGCACUUGAAAAGCAACCAAUAUGAUAAAAGAAACACCAAAUCAAAGGAUAGGCGGCGAGCAACCCUGCAUUGUAGCGAUGAGUCAAGUACAAGGCAGACGCUCUAAAUAUUCAAUUUGGACACUCAAAUUUGGAUGUAUUUGUAGAUCAAAAGGCCUCAUUUCUCUCCCUACUCUAGAAACUCUCUCAAGAACAAAA